UUCUUUGGUCAACUCGGCGAUGAUACUCAGCAUUCGCCAUCUUUGAGAGACAUUCGUCGAAUAUACAUUCCAGCUUUUAGUAAUAUUACUCCGUAGCAUCGUUCAAGUAAACCAUUGUGACAUACGAGCAUUUCGACUGAGAUGCGCCAUUGCACGCGAGUGUACUCCCUGAGUGUCUGGCUUGACGAGAACAGCUGGGAAGAAAGAAUGGAGUAUCGCAAACGGAAGGCCAGGGAUUCGCAUAGCAGCGAACGAGAAAACAAAUACAGAAGAACUCACCGACAUCACAAGACUAAUGACGGGUUCUUCCUGGAGAACCGAAGUUUAAACUACAGUCAGGACUCGAGGUUCAGGGAGACCUGGGAACACAGUUCGGACAUAGCCUGUGCAGAGGACAACCGUGACUACACCUUCAAGGACAGAGAUCGUGACUGGCACCAUUACAGCAAGUCAUCUGGGCGCAGCGGGUGGAGUCGGAGGAGCAGACGAAGCAGACACAGAGACAGAAGACACAGGCGGAGCCACUCUCGCCACAGGUCUUCCUCGAGGAGGAGCCAUCGCCGCAGGAGCAGGAAGAGAUCCAGGAGUGUUGAGGAUGAUGACGAGGGUCACCUCAUCUAUCACAAUGGAGACAUGCUGAAAGCGAGAUAUGAGAUUGUGUGUACUCUUGGAGAAGGUGCCUUUGGGAAGGUUGUCGAAUGCCUUGAUCACCUAAAUAAUGGUGCACGGGUGGCUCUGAAGAUCAUAAAAAACAUUGAUCGCUACCGCGACGCAGCAAAGUCUGAGGUCGCUGUGCUUGAACAUCUAAAGUCCCUGGACUCUCAGGGAAAAUACGCUUGUGUUCACAUGCUGGACUGGUUUGACUACCACGGACAUGUCUGCAUUGCCUUUGAGCUGCUCGGCCUCAGUACCUAUGAUUUCCUCAAGGAGAACAAUUUCAUUCCUUUCCCCAUAGAACACAUCAGGAAAAUGGCCUAUCAGAUCGUUCGUGCUGUUAGAUUUCUGCAUAAAAAUAAGUUGACUCACACAGACCUGAAGCCUGAGAAUAUUCUCUUUAUUGAUUCACAAUAUGAUCUGGAUUACAAUCCAACAAAGAAACGAGAUGAACGUACAUUGAAGAGACCUGAUAUAAAAAUAGUGGAUUUCGGGAACGCUACCUAUGAACAUGAGCAUCACACAUCUGUGGUGUCCACACGUCAUUACCGUGCCCCUGAAGUCAUUUUAGACCUAGGCUGGGAUCAUUCCUGUGAUAUCUGGAGUGUGGGAUGUAUCCUCAUCGAAUACUACCUCGGUUCAACUCUUUUCCAGACUCAUGACAGCAAGGAACACCUUGCUAUGAUGGAGAGGGUCUUGGGCCCGAUUCCUGCAAAUCUCCUUCAGAAAACCAGGAAGCAGCGGUAUCUUCACCGUUGCAAGCUGGACUGGGAUGUCGACAGCUCCGGUGGCCGAUAUGUCAGGAAACACUGCAAACCACUCAGGCGUUACAUGGUGUCUCAAAGCGAGGACCACCAGCAGCUAUUCGACCUCCUGGAGAAGUUAAUGGAGUACGACCCAGCUAAGCGCAUCACGUUGGAUAAGGCACUCCAACAUAAAUUUUUCUCCUGCUACCACAAGAGCAGCAGUGCAAGCGGGAGCUCCAGCAAAAAGCACUGAACUCCUGAAGUGUGUCGUCAUGUGGCAUCUUCAACACUGCGCUCAGUUCCGGCCUCAACAUCCUCACUCUCCAGGAGAGGUCAACAUACAUGACUGCAUCAGUCCUCUCCCGUCCUUGGCCAAAACUCAUUCACAUCUCACCAUUUGUAUGUAAUGAAUCACCAACUAAUGCCUAUUUAUUUGCCAUUUAUAAUGUUCUGGCAGAGCUGUAGAUUUGUAUUGUUAAUUGUUGGUCCAAACAGUCUGUUCUUUUUGCAUUGUACAGUUCCUAGUCAGUAGUAUCAUUGAUUGUCAAUAAACAAAAAUUGUCUCCACAGCAUUGUAUUGUAAAAAGUUAUAUUAGGCAGAAAAAUCUUUGUACUGUACAUAGAAUUUUUUUUGCUGUCUUGCAGUCCCUUUUUUCAAUAAACAUGUCAAACACUG
This is a messenger RNA of Phycodurus eques (leafy seadragon), 2076 nucleotides long. It is a transcript of the gene clk4a, whose product is annotated as CDC-like kinase 4a. NCBI's taxonomy places the organism in Eukaryota, Metazoa, Chordata, Actinopteri, Syngnathiformes, Syngnathidae. Gene Ontology annotation, molecular function: ATP binding; protein tyrosine kinase activity. The record is from RefSeq and is a predicted model, not a curated record. The transcript has 13 exons. Gene Ontology annotation, biological process: regulation of RNA splicing; protein phosphorylation. The coding region runs from base 142 to 1653 and encodes 503 amino acids. Gene Ontology annotation, cellular component: nucleus.